Molecule: messenger RNA, 1539 nt
Organism: Huiozyma naganishii CBS 8797
Lineage: Eukaryota; Fungi; Ascomycota; Saccharomycetes; Saccharomycetales; Saccharomycetaceae
Gene: PPT1
Product: protein serine/threonine phosphatase
Exons: 1
Coding region: 1-1539 (512 amino acids)
Cellular component (GO): nucleus; cytosol
Molecular function (GO): protein serine/threonine phosphatase activity; protein binding
Source: RefSeq, a predicted model, not a curated record
AUGUCGAACCCAUCCAAACCCGACGCAGAGGCUGCAUUAAAGUUUAAGGACGAAGGUAAUGUUUAUAUCAAAAGUCAGGACUACCAGAAAGCUAUUGAAUUGUACACAAAGGCCAUUGAGCUAGACUCCACGUCAUCGAUUUUUUAUUCAAAUAGAGCUUUGGCGCACUUGAAGUUGGAUAACUUUCAAAGUGCUCUCCAUGACUGUAACGAUGCUAUUAAGCUGGAUAACAACAACAUAAAGGCCUAUCAUAGAAGAGGUCUAGCGUACGUUGGUUUACUGGAAUUCAGAAAGGCCAAGAAUGAUCUGACGAUUCUGUUGAAAUACAAACCAAAUGAUGCCACCGCUAAAAGAGGCCUUGAAAUGUGCGAGAGUUUCAUUAGAGAGGAACGGUUCAAAAAAGCCAUUGGUGGUGAUGACCAUGGGAAAGUAAAACUGUGUCAAACCGUCAGCUUGAGCUCUUUUAACGCUAACACUGACUUGGUGAAAUACGAAGGAUUAAAACUGGAUUUCGAGGAGCUCACGGACGAAAAGGGCCAGCCAGACGGUGUCGUCAUCAAAAACAUGUCUCAAGAGUUUAUCUCAAUGAUGGUGAACGACUAUUUCUUGAAAGGAAAGAACAUUCCUAAACAAUACGCUGCGGCUAUUAUUUCUCACGCCGAGAGACUUUUCCGUACCGAGCAAACUCUGGUGAAACUUGACAACACGAGGAACCCCGACGCGAAAAUAUCUGUAUGUGGUGAUACCCAUGGGCAGUUUUAUGAUGUCUUGAACAUUUUCCGUAAAUUUGGCAAAGUUUCGCCGACACAUACGUACCUGUUCAAUGGGGAUUUUGUUGAUAGGGGGUCUUGGUCCUGUGAAGUUGCGCUGCUGUACUAUGCCUUAAAGGUGCUUUUCCCCAAUAAUUUCUACUUGAACAGAGGUAACCACGAAACUGACAACAUGAACAAGAUGUACGGGUUCGAAGAUGAGUGUAAGUACAAGUACUCUCAACGGAUUUUCAGCUUGUUCUCUCAAAGUUUUGAAAGUUUGCCAUUGGCAACACUGAUCAACAAUGAUUACUUGGUCAUGCACGGUGGGUUGCCAAGUGAUGCCAAUUCUACUCUUGAAGAUAUAGAGAAAAUUGACAGGUUUGCCCAACCACCAAGAGAAGGUGCCUUUAUGGAAUUGCUGUGGUGUGAUCCACAGGAAGCCAAUGGUUUUGGUCCAUCGCAGCGUGGCCUUGGGGUUUCCUUUGGUACAGACAUCACCGAGAAAUACGUCCAAAAUAACAAGCUAAGAAAGAUUUUCAGGUCCCACGAAGUGAGGAUGCCAGGUAUCCAAUUUGAACAAAACAAAAAAUUGGUCACCGUUUUCAGCGCACCAAACUAUUGUGAUUCUCAAGCAAACAAAGGUGGUAUUAUUCAUGUUACGCCUGGGAAAGGCCAUGUUGGCGAGCAUGGGAAUGACGACGAGAACCUGAUCAUUGAAACUUUUGAAGCAGUAGAACAUCCUGACAUCAAACCAAUGGCGUACUCUAAUGGUGGCCUGGGUUUUUAA